GCGCGGGGCGCGGCCAUGGCGGACGGUGCGGGAGCGGGCGCGGCGGGCUCCAGUGGGGCAGGGGGCCCGGUCAACCCUGCUUCGCUACCUCCGAGAGACCCGCAGCUCAUUGCUUUCAUAGUGGAGCAGCUCAAGAGCCGCGGCCUGUUCGACAGCUUCCGCCGGGACUGCCUGGCUGACUUGGACACCAAGCCAGCUUACCAGAACCUGAGGCAGAAAGUGGAUAAUUUUGUGUCAACACACCUGGACAAACAGGAAAGGAAUCCUGCAAUGAACAAGAACCAGUUGCGAAAUGGGCUGAGGCAGAGCGUGGUUCAGUCAGGCAUGUUGGAAGCAGGAGUGGACAGGAUCAUUUCUCAGGUGGUGGACCCCAAACUAAAUCACAUCUUCAGGCCACAGAUAGAGCGAGCAAUCCACGAGUUCCUGGCAGCCCAGAAAAAAGAAGCUGUGCCAGCUCCUCCUCCAGAACCUGAAAGCCAGGAUCCUCCAGCGCCAUCCCAAGAUACCUCCUAAGGAUAUACUUGAUACCUUUGGAAGACUCCAUUUAAUGAAGAAAUGAAACAGAUUCCAGUUUCAUACGGAUAUAACUUUAGUCGCCGAUGUCACUACUGAUGUCAAGAUUUUGACCUUGACUCGGGUGGUGUCCAUAUUGGAUGGGCAGCAAGUUUGGUGGUGGAACGUUACUCAUACUUCCUCAUGAAUUGUGCCACCUUUGGCCAGCCUGUCCAGGGGUCUGACCCCAGUAUAGACACUACAGAGGUUUAAGCACUACGUGACUCGGGCUGUCCUGAUCAGACCUUUAUACUUGAACCUGGACACUGCAUGUGGAUGUUAACGCUUGUGCUCUGCAGUAUGCAGAAGCCAGGCUGGGGCUAGCCGGUCAGGACAGCAAAGGGC
This is a messenger RNA of Microtus oregoni (creeping vole), 897 nucleotides long. RefSeq names its product biorientation of chromosomes in cell division protein 1-like. The record is from RefSeq and is a predicted model, not a curated record. The transcript has 2 exons. Bases 16 to 513 code for a protein of 165 amino acids. NCBI's taxonomy places the organism in Eukaryota, Metazoa, Chordata, Mammalia, Rodentia, Cricetidae.